Messenger RNA from Corythoichthys intestinalis (scribbled pipefish), 6243 nucleotides. RefSeq names its product tomoregulin-1-like. The record is from RefSeq and is a predicted model, not a curated record. The transcript has 10 exons. Gene Ontology annotation, cellular component: plasma membrane. Gene Ontology annotation, molecular function: protein binding. Lineage: Eukaryota; Metazoa; Chordata; Actinopteri; Syngnathiformes; Syngnathidae. The coding region runs from base 190 to 1284 and encodes 364 amino acids.
GCAUGCGCAGCAUCCUUCCGGAAGAAGGAGGUGCCUCCCUCAGGAAGACGCACGCGCACGCACGCCGAGGAGGAAGCGCGGAGGCCAGGAUGCACGCCUUCGCCGCUGCCACCGUUUGGUGAACGUCCUCCCAUCAUCUUGUUCUUCCUCCUCCGUCCGUCUUCUUCUUGUUCUUCCUCCUCCUCCGCCAUGGCGUCGGGCGCCGCCGGGAUGCUCGGUCGCCUCGUGCGCGCUUGCACCUUGUCUGUAUUGCUGCUGUUGCUGAUCGGUGGUCCCGCGGCGACGCGCGCAUCCUACCAGCCUCAGGGCGGAGAGUGUAAAGGAAAAGCGUGUGCAGGCGUGUCUGAAAAGAAGAGCGACCUGCGCGUGUGUGACCAGUCCACGUGCCGCUUCGGAGGCGUUUGCAGAGAUGAUGAUUCGCAGCUAAAGUGUGUUUGUCAGUUCCAGUGCCAUAAGAACUACGUUCCGGUGUGCGGCUCCAACGGGGACACGUACCAGAACGAGUGCUACCGGCGCCAAGCAUCAUGCAAACAGCAGAGGAUCAUCUCCCGUGUGGCGCAUGGACCUUGUUCUGACGAUCCUGGCUCAGGUUCUGGUGAUCCAGAUGAUGAAGAAGAAGGUUCUGCUUCUGAUGUAAUCAAGAAAAGCAAGUGCAGCACAUGCAAAUACGGAGCAGAAUGUGAUGAGGACGCGGAAGAUGUAUGGUGCAUCUGCAACAUAGACUGCAGCGGCCACAACGAGAACCCAGUAUGCGCCACCGACGGCAACUCGUACAACAGUCCGUGUUUGGUCCGAGAGGCGUCCUGCAUGAAGCAGGAGCAAAUCGACGUGGAGCACCUAGGCAGAUGCCGAGCCGACAAAGAUAAAUUCAGCAGGAAGGACGACGGAGGUCCUUUCAAAGUAAACGUCCUAGAAACUAAAGGACUGGAACACGGAGAUGGGUUCUACGCCGGAAUGCCAAACAGCUGCGGUGACUCGCACCCUGGAUUUUGUCUGCACGGCCGGUGUGAGAUCCACUAUAACAUGCCCACCUGCAGGUGCGAGUCUGGGUACAAAGGCGUCCGCUGCGACGAGCUUCAGGACUUCAACGUUCUUUACGUAGUCCCCAGUGGCCAGAAACUGCAUUACGUCCUGAUCGCGUCCGUCAUCGGUGCCGUGCAGAUCGCCAUCAUCGUGGCCGUUGUCAUGUGCAUCACCAGGAAAUGUCCAAAGAACAACCGCGGCCGUCGACACAAACACAACCUCGGACAUUUUUCUGCAGAAACUAACUCUAGGAUGGUAUAGCCUUCCUUUGCUUCUUCCUCCUCCUACUUUCCUCCUUUUUCCCCUGCGUUGCGGUUUCGGAAAAGCAUAGAAGAAGAAUUCGAGCUCGGGUUGCCUUAUUUCUUCUUCCUGUGCUCAGUGGACGCGCUCGGCGUCCUCCAACAACUUGGAAUGUUAGCGUGUCCCUCGCGCUCUUAUUUUGGCAAAGCGGAUGACCAAAUGAAACUCUUGAUGAUGAAAUGUUAUUUAAAUAACCAUGUCAUCGUGAUGUACAAGUUGUCGUCGUGUGGUUCUUCCGUUGGACUUGAGUUGGCAUGACAACCGGUGUAAUGUAUUUUUCCCAAUUGUAUGUUUCUGUGGCUUGCAAGGUGGAGGCGCGGCUAGAAAUGGGGGCGUCUCUGGCCAUACGUCACAAGACAGCACUAACAGUGCUCCUAAACCACAUCACAAGAAAACGCCAAGAAUAAUGCAAAUAAAUUGUAAACGCCGAGAAAUCUCCCAGAUAUGCACUUUGCCAAUAUCUGCUAUAUUCUUUUACUGACCAACCAGCUAGCUUCUUCUAACUUCCGCAAGCUUCCCGCUAACAUCCAUUGUUAGCGGGCUUGUGGUUGAGGUUAGUGUCAGGGGUGUCACUAGACCUAAUACAAUACUGGGGCACAGUGGGGCACUGGCAAGCGAGCAAACUUUUUUAUUUUUUUUAUUUUUUUAGCACUUAUCCAUCAUAAAAAGUCAGAAAUAAUGCUUUAAACUAUAAACAAACAAACCAAAAUGCAAGUUUCUGUACAAAAAUUCAAUUUUUUGUUUUAUUUUUUAGCCAUGAGUAUUCAAAAUCAAAAUUGGGACAUCCCUUGUUGAUAGUCAAUUCUCAUUGACUUCCAUCUCUCUUUCACCUCUUCCUGCACUCUGCUGCUCUAUUCUCAAUUGGUAGGUUGUGACCUAAAAGUGGUUAAUAUGUUGCCAAGGUGGGUUACCUAGCUUACCUCUCUCAUUCCUCCUUGCUGAUUUAUUCUUGCUGCGAGCAAAUAACUUUCUAAUAUCAAUUUACAAGAGUAAUGCUGUUUGAGUAAAAUAGAAAUAAAAAGGGACUGCAGUAACAAAUAAAAUGCUUUUAAAACAGCCGGAAAUUAUGAUGAGCACACAUACAAAAUUGAUAGAGGUUAUAUCCCAAAUUAAUUCAUAUACAGUGGGGCAAAAAGGUAUUAGUCAGCCACCAAUUGUGCAAAGUCUCCUACUUAAAAAAAUGAGAGAGGUCUGUAAUUUUCAUUAUAUGUAUACCUCAACUAUGAGAUACAGAAUUAGCAAAAAAAAUAUCCAGAAAAUCACUUUGUCUGAUUUUUAAAGAAUUUAUUUGCAAAUUAUGGUGGAAAAUAAGUAUUUGGUCAUGAACAAAAUUUCAUCUCAAUACUUUAUAUUUCUGUUGUUGGCACUGACAAAGGGUGAAACAUUUUCUGUAAGUCUUCAAAGGUUUUCACACACUGUUGCAGUUAUUUUGGCCUAUUCCUAAGGCAGAUUAAAUCGUGAUGUUUUCAGGCUGUCAUUGGGCAACACGGCCUUUUACUCCCUCCAUAGAUUUUGUAUGGAGUUAAGAUCUGGAGACUGGAUAGGCCACUCAAGGACCUUGAAAUGCCUCUUACAAAGCCACUCUUUGUUUCCCGGGCAAUGUGUUUGGGAUCAUUGUCAUGUUGAAAGACCCAGCCACAUUUCAUCUUCAAUGCCCUUGCUGAUGGACGGAGGUUUUCACUCAAAAUCUCACGACACAUGGCCCCAUUCAUCUUUUCUUUUAUGCAAAUCAGGCAUCGUGGUCCCUUUGCAGAUAAAAUGUUGUAAAGCAUGACGUUUCCACCCCCGUGCUUCACAUUAGGUAUGGUGUUCUUUGGACACAAUUCAGCAUUCUUUCUCCUUCAAACACGAGAAGUUGCGUUUUUACCAAAAAGUUCUAUUUUUUUGUUUCAUCUGACCAUAUGACAUUCUGACAGUCGUCUUCUGGAUCAUCUAAAUGCUCUCUAGCAAACUUCAGAAGGGCCUGGACAAGUCUGGCACUGCAGGAUUUGAGUCCCUGGUGGCAGAGUGUAUAUUUGAUGGUAGCCUUUGUUACUUUGGUCCCAGUUCUCCCCAGGUCAUUCGCGAGGUCCCCCUAUGUGGUUCUGGGAUUUUUGCUCACUGUUCUUGUGAUCAUUUUGACCGCACAGGAUGAGAUCUUGAUUUCUUCAAACCAAACUGCUUACUAUUUCAGAUUAAGUCUUCCCAGCGAGGUUCAGGUCUACAAUUUUGUUUCUGGUGUGUCCUUUGAAAGCUCUUUGGUCUUGGCCAUAGUGGAGUUGGGAGUGUGACUGUUUGAAGUUGUGCACAGGUGUCUUUUAUUCUGUAAAUGAGUUCAAACAGGUGCCAUUAAUACUGGUAACGAGUAGAAGACAGAGGAGCUUCUUAAAGAACUUACAACUCUGUGAGAGCCAGAAAUCUUGCUUAGUUGAGGGUGACCAAAUACUUUUCUACCAUAAUUUGCAAAUAAAUUCUUUAAAAAUCAGACAAGAGUGAUAUUCUGGAUUUGUCUCUCAUAGUUAAGGGAUACCUAUGAUGAUAUUUACAGGCCUCUCUCAUCUUUUUAAGUGGGAGAGCUUGCACAAUUGGUGGCUGACUUAAUACUUUUUUGCCCCACUGUAAAUUGAUUCCAUUCAUUUUGGUCAUAUAAACAAAUAGCAAGAAAUAGCAUCAGUAUUGAUACAGUUCAAAUACCACAUAUCCUUUUUACAUAAUGUUAGACAAAGCUCUUGCGUGAGAUCCUGUCACUCAAAUAACAUUUAAUUCUCAAUGUAUUCAUAGCCAGUUAGCUAAAAUACGACUUCAGUUUGCGGCCAGAGUCGUUUACCGCAGUUAACUGCCUGAAGAGUAAAGUUGAUACACUUAUAUUUACAAUUCAUGGGAACAGGCGACCCAACAAACAUCAACACAGAGGAAAAAACAAACAACGAGGAUGGGCAGUUUAUCUGACACUAACCUGUAAAGCAGGUGGGAAGAUGUCAUUUGCACCAUCGACUGUAAGUUUGGCACACGCACCGUAAUAUUGAUGCUGCAUUCACGUCUUGUUGGAGUAAUCGAAAAAAAUAAUUCUUUAUUACAUGAGAUCGAUAAAAAGCGCCCAACAGUCAGUGAACUUGUGAUAUAUCGCUGGAGCAUUAAAAUAUGCUACUCUCCUUUAUUUUUUUCAUCCCACAUUACGACUUUACAACACAUCAGAAUGAUUUUCCAACUUGGGAAGUCAGAUCUACCGAUACACAUGAACGCAGCCUAUCUCUCGAAGGUCCUUCGCCGAGGUAUCAACUCAUAUGCCAAUCACAGCCAAAGCAAGGGCGUAGGUUUGCAUAGGGACGUUAGGGACAUAACACCGCCGACUUUUCAGGAUGCUCAAAUUGUCGCCACCAACCUUUAAGCAAGCUUAUAUGCAUUAUACAGGGGGAUUAAAAAAGAAUGUGCCAAAAUCAUCACGCAUGCAUUCAUUUUAAAAUCCGUGAAAUAGAAUGAAUGAUUAAUUAAUUAAUUAAAUUAAUUAAAGUUAAUAAUUUAAUAAGAAAAUUAGAAUUAAAAGUCUUUUUAACGAGUAAGUCAUUUUAACAAAUUUAAAGUUAUAUCGGCUUGAUGUUGUCCGUGCCACUGGUGGUGGUCACAUUGAGCACUUGUGGAGCAUGAAAUAAAAACUUGAAGUUACAUACAAUACUUGUGCUCAGUUAGUUAUUGUUUUUUUUUUUUCUUUUAAUAUACCGCAAUGGUUUCGGCACAUUCUUUUUUAAUUACCCUCUAUAAUGAGUUCGGUGAUACAGAUAAUUUAGAUUGUCUUCCCACAUGUUGUAAGGAUAGAAUUGACCCUACAAUUAUUUAGUGAAUUAUUUUCAUUGUGUUAAAACUUAUAUUUACCCCUUUUUCACUUGCUGAAUACGCCGGUCCAUCCCCCCCUCAAACGCCAUUUGAUUAGCUGAUGACUUGAGCCACCCUUGACACACACAUGCAGGCACACCCAGACAGAAAUACAUGCCGACAAAAUGCCGCCUCCUCCGCCACCCCCUUGAAGAGGAGGAGUAUUAUAAGGUGUUUUUUUUCAGCCAGCAGUAGCAGCCACUGUAAGUAAUGUAAAAAGAUGUCAAUGUAGUGGAGGUGGGGAUCACACACUAAAUUUUGCAAAGUCCGACUUGCAGCAGAGUUAGCAUAACAUUAAACUGUGUGAAUUUGCUAACCUGCAAAACUCGAGUAGGACGCUGCUUGGAGAGAAGCGGGCGCUGCAUAACCUCAUAUGUAUCUCACACAACACAACAUGCACAAAACCUAAUCAUAAUUAAACAUGUACAUUAAAAAAAAAAAAACAACAACAUUGGGAUGCCGCGAGCUACCCACACUAGCAUUGCGAUCGACAGGUCGAUUGUUAUCAACGUAAUGAACACCCUGGAUUUAGCAUAUCAAUUAAUUCGGUUCAUAUUUGUGAGAAAUGUAGCCCUGAUCCCCAUUCACCCAAUCUGUUUGGUCUAUUAAUGUUCCAUCCCGGCCAAAAAGUGUACAUGCAGGUUAUGCUGUUAUAUCGUCCCUACCAAUGUUGAGACAGAACCUACGCCCUUGAGCCAAAGUUACGUGCAUAAUUUACUUCAUAAUUAUUAAGGAUCCUUGUGCAGUUUGGAGUGAAUAGAGUAAUAUGACCAUAUUAAAUUAACCUUUUUGAAGUUGCGUUUGGUCAGCCAUUUUCAAAGAGCCAAAAAUGGCAUGAGGGCGUGCCAAAAAUCAUGAUUUGACUUCGAUGGGUAGUUUCAUCCAAUCAUCUCCCAGUAAUGGCAAUAGCAACUAAAAAGGUGUAUUUAUUGGUUUAGAGACACGAACGCGUCACGUCCUUUAGCAGCAUGCUUAAGUCUGAAGGGGUUAAAUAAGCACAUUCUGUAGAUUGUGCUGUAUGAACUUAAAUCUCCAAAGUAUUUUUUUUUUUUUUUUUUUUUACAGGUGAAA